Messenger RNA from Nicrophorus vespilloides, 1156 nucleotides. RefSeq names its product protein NEL-like. Gene Ontology annotation, molecular function: protein binding. The record is from RefSeq and is a predicted model, not a curated record. The transcript has 6 exons. Bases 268 to 1119 code for a protein of 283 amino acids. Lineage: Eukaryota; Metazoa; Arthropoda; Insecta; Coleoptera; Silphidae.
AAUGCGAAAAGUAAUGCUUUUCCACGACGCAAAUAUUAAUUAAAGAACAAUUAGUCAUGUAUCUGCGAGCCGUAAAUUUGAUAAAACCUGAGUCCUCGUAACGAUUUAAGUAUAGGUUUGGGACGUUUUAAUGUCCAUCAUUUCCAUUUCCAAAGGUUAUCGUGCCGCCAAAAAUUUGGCGCUUUUCUGAUAUAUGUCGUAUAUAUAUAAAAGUUGGACACCUCGUAAAAACACAAACACGCGUUUUUCGCAAAAACCAGCACAAGAAUGGAACUUCUGCAUUUGGCGAUUUUAGUUUGUUGCGUUUACCUGAUUACAGGUGAUCCGAAUUGCGAUAAGAUGGGGUUGCUGUUGUACGAAGAAUUGGGAUGCAACCCGGUCUUUGCUGAAGACAAUAAUUCCUGUCCGAUAAGUUACGACUGCAAGAAAUACGAGCGUAGUCUUCAGCAAUGCACGUAUCAAGGUAGGACGUAUUUUCCAGGAGAAGAUAUAGACAAGGACAUUCUUAAUCCCAGCUGCCACGCCGGAUGUCAGUGCGUGAACAAAACCAAUCACAAAUGCAGCAUUCAAUGCGCUAUAUUAGAUUGUCCCGAAUACAUGGAACCACCACUAGAUUCCGAUUGCUUCUACAGCUAUUCUCUUAACACUUGUUGCUCUGAAAAGAUCAUCUGCGAACCUUUCGAUGGUUUGGCCGUUUGCGAAGUCGAUGGAUCCGAGUACUAUGAAGGUCAGAGAUUCAAUCCGAGCGGAACGUGCAUGAACUGCGUCUGCCAGAAAGGCUUUAAUGGAAAAUAUGAGGCUCCGUUUUGCACGAGAAAGAAAUGCGGGUUCGAAAUCAGGCAUGCUGAGGCUGUCGAACAGAAUUGCGCUCCCGUAUAUUUCGUGAGCGAGGGUGAGGAGGCUUUGUGCUGUCCGCAGAAUUUCAUUUGUCCUCUUGAAACCGAUGAAAUUAUCGCACGUCCCAAUGCGCCGCAGAAUGAUGGAAUUUGUAAGUUUGGAGAUAAAUCCAUCAAAUUUGACGAGAAAAUCGUGAGAUAUCUUUACCAAUGGGGAAAGACGAGAACCGUUGAAUGCGUUUGCGACGUUCCACCUCUAUUAACCUGCACAGCUCCUUAUUAAUAUGAAAAAAAAAACAUUUUAAUUUUCAAUAAAUUGA